AUGACAAUUGUUGUUAUAGUUGUGGUGGUAGUGGAGGACUUCACCAUCGCAGACACAGUUUCACAUGUGAAAGUGCUGGACAAUGAAUUGAGUGAUUGGGAAGCCGUUGCAGGCGUCGAGAGGACUUCAAACGGGUCUCCAGACCACGCCUAUACCUCGAUGGCACCACCUGCUUCGUAA
Messenger RNA from Echinococcus granulosus, 180 nucleotides. RefSeq lists its product as hypothetical. The record is from RefSeq and is a predicted model, not a curated record. The coding region runs from base 1 to 180 and encodes 59 amino acids. The transcript is spliced from 2 exons. NCBI's taxonomy places the organism in Eukaryota, Metazoa, Platyhelminthes, Cestoda, Cyclophyllidea, Taeniidae.